AUGAAACUUAACUUAUUUCUAGUAGUGAUGAUUCAAAAAUAAAACAAUAAUUUCAUAUGGAAAGGAUGGGGUAAUUUUGGUGUUAAUUAAGAAAACUAAGGAUAAAUAUGGAAGGUUUUCUAGAUAAUUAAGGAAGAAUGGGGAAGAAGAAUAAGUUUUAUUGGUUAAACUCGUUUCACCUUUUAACCUUAUUGUAAGGACUCUAUGUGCAUUUUUGAUUUAAAUUAAGAAACUGGAGAAUUUAUUAAGAUUAAAGAAAUUUAUGUAGCAGGAGGAAAACAAUGCAGUUAAUUCUGCAAUUAAUAAUAUGUUAAAUCAAAAUCAUUAUUAUUGAAUAAAAAUUGUAUGCAAUUAAAUAUUAUGAUCAUCAAAGAACAAGGAGAUUGCCAUCAAGUAUAAACUCUGUCAUUUAUUACUCACUUUGUUUAUGGAAGCAUUAGCAAUGAUGGUGAAUACCUAAUUACUUGGGAUUAAGGUUUAUGCAAGAUAACAAUAUGGAAAUUAGAUUACUUAGAUUGA
Molecule: messenger RNA, 519 nt
Organism: Paramecium octaurelia
Lineage: Eukaryota; Ciliophora; Oligohymenophorea; Peniculida; Parameciidae
Source: the annotation of a GenBank genome assembly